GCAUUCCGGCUCCAUCAUUGUGUCUACAGGAGCAGCCAGCACCACAGAGACAAACCUCGUUUACCUUUAGUAAACCAACCCGUGUCAUUUCACACAGCAACCAUCGCUAGAUUCGGCAGAGGAGGACCUCUGAAUUAUGAAGCAAUGCUCCGCCGGACCCUCUCUCUCCUGCUCUAGUUACCACAACUCCUGCUGCUGCCGCUGCUAGUGGUUUGGCUGCCUUCUAAAGGGACAAAAAGGAGAAUUUGCAGUCCUCAUCAGCUGUUGUCUAGUCACAUAUGGUGCAUCGUUUGAAUUCCCGAGUCGACAUCCCUACCGCUCAGCUUCUUGCCACCCUGUGGCACUCAUAGGAUUCAUCAACACGGGAUAUAAAAAAAAAAAAAAAAGCGUGUGCUCUUGUUUUGCCUGGAUUGCACACGCUAAAGGCCUUUUUUUUUUAGUUUUUCCUCUCCACUGCCACACGGGUGGUGGCAGGACAUCGUAGGCCAUGGAACCCAAUAUGGAGUACUGUCUGACUCAGGUGCUACAGAAGGAUGUGGCCCGCAGGUUGCAGAUGGGUCCGGAGCUCAUCGACUACAUCACAGAUUCAGACAAGUGUCACGACCUGGAGAGUGACCAGACUGCGCUGGAUAAAAUGGUGGACGGUAUCGCCACAUCUUGGGUUAACUCCAGCAACUUCAAGUUGGCUUUGUUGGGAAUUGACCUCCUAUCUGCCUUAGUGACAAGAUUACAGGACCGAUUUCGGCACCAAGUUGGUACAGUUUUACCCAGCUUGAUAGAUCGGUUAGGCGAUGCCAAAGAUCAAGUCAGAGACCAAGAUCAAAUCCUGCUGCUGAAGAUCAUGGAGCAAUCAGCUUCACCUCAGUACAUAUGGGACAGAAUGUUGGGGGGUUUCAAACACAAAAACAACCGGACCAGAGAGGGAGUCUGCCUCUGUCUCAUUUCAACUCUGAGCACAUACGGUGCCCAAGGCUUGACUCUGAGCAAAAUUGUACCACAUAUAUGUAAUCUACUCGGAGAUCCUACAAGUCAGGUUCGGGAUGCAGCCAUGAGCUGCCUUGUGGAAAUAUACAGACAUGUUGGAGAGAAGGUUAGGAUUGACCUUAGCAAAAAAGGACUGCCGCAAUCAAGGUUGAAUGUAAUUUUCAGCAGAUUUGAUGAAGUCCAAAGAUCCGGGAACAUGAUCCCCUCAUCAGGUUCAGAUAAGAACUUUGAUGACGAAGACUCUGUGGAUGGGGGCAGGUCCUCCUCCUCUACCUCUUCUAAGGGCUUCUCCAGCAGCAGGAGAGGGGGCAGCAUGGGCUCGAUGAGACGACCCAGUUCUGCCUCUGGAUCCAGGGCUACAGGGAAGGACAGUGUCAGUGCAGGAGGUGUGGAUGAAGAGGAUUUUAUCAAAGGUUUUGAAGAUGUACCUGCAGUGCAGAUAUAUUCCAGUAAGGAUUUGGAGGACUCUUUGAAUAAGAUCCGAGAAAUUUUGUCAGAUGACAAGCAAGACUGGGAGCACCGCAUCACUGCUCUGAAGAAAGUGCGGUCACUGGUUCUGGCUGGUGCAACUGAGCAUGAGGGUUUCCUUCAACAUCUACGUCUUUUAGAAGGUGCCUUCAAGAUGUCAGCUAAAGAUCUUCGGUCACAAGUGGUUCGAGAGGCCUGUAUCACGUUCGGGCAUCUGUCUUCAGUGUUGGGGAAUAAAUUCGAUCACGGGGCUGAAAGCAUUAUGCCUACGCUGCUCAACCUGGUGCCCAACAGCGCCAAAGUUAUGGCCACAUCCGGAAUGGCAGCCAUCCGCAUCAUCUUACGACAUACACACUUCCCACGCCUUAUCCCGAUCAUCACCAGCAAUUGCACUUCUAAAUCUGUGGCUGUUCGAAGACGGUGUUAUGAGUUUUUAGACCUGUUAUUGCAAGAAUGGCAGACACAUACUCUAGAGAGGCAUGUGGCGGUUCUCACUGAGACCAUCAAGAAGGGGAUCCAUGAUGCUGACUCUGAGGCCAGAUCUGUGGCCAGAAAGUGUUAUUGGGGAUUCCAUGGCCAUUACAGUCGGGAGGCAGAGCACCUGUUUCAGGCGUUGGAAUCGACCUAUCAGAAGGCCCUACAGUCCCAUCUGAAGAGUUCUGACAGUAUAGUGUCUUUACCGCAGUCCGACCGCUCCUCCUCAAGCUCGCAGGAGAGCCUCAAUCGACCGAUGUCAGUGAAGAGUGUUAUUGGAGGCCCCGUUACAAGAAGUAAAGUGAUCAGCUCUAGGGUGUCCUCAACCCCUGGUGCCCUCCAGCGUUCCCGCAGCGACGUAGACGUGAACGCAGCCUCCAGUGCCAAAUCCCGCAUGUCCACCGCAACCUCCCCAUCUCCCUUCAGCUCUGCUGCAGCCUUGCCUCCAGGCUCCUACGCCUCCCUGGACGGUGCACCUGGUAAAAUAGAUGGUCGAGUGCGGACGAGAAGGCAGAGCUCAGGGAGUGCAGUCAACACCAAUAGCACGGUGACAGACAGCCGAGGUCGAAGCAGAGCUAAAGUGGUGUCUCAGUCCCAGCCCGGCAGCCGAUCCAGCUCUCCAGGGAAGCUCUUGGGACACGCAUAUGGCAGAAUUCCUAGAGCCACUGCCCCAACAACACCCUCAGAAAAGUACUCUAGGGUCCCACGAAGCCAAGGGUGCAGCCGUGAAACCAGCCCCAACAGACUGGGCCUAGCCCGGAGCAGUCGCAUCCCCCGCCCCAGCAUGAGUCAGGGGUGCAGCCGUGACACUAGUCGCGAGAGCAGCCGCGACACCAGCCCCGCUCGGGGCUUCACUCCUAUUGCCUCCCGACGUCACUCUCGCUCAACCAGCGCGUUGUCCACGGCUGAACCCGUGGGCCAGUCAGAUCGCUUUGGCCUGAUCCAUCAGGCUCGUAUUUCUGCAUCUGUCAAUGCUAUGAGGGUCCUGAACACUGGCACGGAAGUGGAGGCUGCCGUAGCUGAUGCUUUGCUGUUAGGGGACUCCAGGAAUAAGCGCAAGCCAGUGAGAAGGAGGUACGAGUCUGAUGACGAUGCCAACAGUGACGCAUCCAGUGCCUGCUCAGAGCGUUCCUAUAGCUCUCGUAAUGGAGGCAUUCCUCACUAUCUGCGUCAGACGGAGGAUGUCGCCGAGGUGCUAAAUCACUGCGCCAGUUCCAACUGGUCAGAGAGGAAGGAGGGCCUGCUGGGUUUGCAGAACUUGCUAAAGAGUCAGCGCAUUCUCAGCCGUGUGGAGCUGAAGAGGCUGUGUGAGAUCUUCACCAGGAUGUUUGCAGAUCCUCACAGCAAGGUGUUUAGCAUGUUCUUGGAGACUCUAGUGGACUUCAUCACUGUGCACAGAGAGGAUCUCCAGGACUGGCUCUUUGUACUGCUCACUCAGCUGCUGAAGAAAAUGGGAGCUGACCUCUUGGGCUCAGUCCAAGCUAAGGUCCAGAAGGCUCUGGACAUCACACGAGAUUCUUUCCCCUUCGACCAACAGUUUAACAUUCUAAUGAGAUUCAUUGUUGAUCAGACUCAAACCCCCAAUCUGAAGGUGAAGGUGGCCAUCCUGAAGUACAUCGAGUCCCUGGCACGGCAUAUGGACCCUGCUGACUUUGUGAACUCAAGUGAGACGAGAUUAGCCGUGUCUCGCAUUAUCACCUGGACCACAGAACCCAAGAGCUCUGACGUUAGAAAAGCCGCCCAGGUUGUGCUGAUCUCACUCUUUGAGCUGAACACUCCUGAGUUCACCAUGCUGCUGGGCGCUCUGCCUAAAACAUUCCAGGAUGGAGCCACCAAACUCCUGCACAACCAUCUGAAGAACUCAAGCAACACUAGCAGCGUGAGUUCACCGAGCAAUACAAUGGGCCGCACGCCACCCCGGCACCCCACCAGCAGGACCAGUCCUCUCACCUCACCCACAAAUUGCUCCCAUGGGGGUCUUUCACCCAGUAUGCUGGAGUAUGACACAGAGAACAUGAAUUCUGAUGAGAUCUUUAGCUCACUGCGUGGGGUCACAGAAGCCAUCCAGAGUUUCAGUUACCGCAGCCAAGAGGACCUGAAUGAGCCAAUCAGACGUGAUGGGAAGAAGGAUGAUGCUACUGGGAAGGAAGGGGCAUCUCCGGGGUCUGAUGCAAGGAUGGGAUUGGAUGUAGUGGAGGGUGGUCGAACCGCUUUGGAUAACAAAACAUCUUUGCUCAACACACCGUCCCCGCGGUCUUUCGCUGUGCCACGGUCGAGAGAGUUUGCACCCUAUGGCUACGGAGACACGAUCACGGCCUAUGACAAAAGUGCCCUGAAAGAGGCCGUCUUUGACGACGACGUGGAGCAGUUCCGAGACUGCCGUCGGCAAGACUGUGGUGAGAACAAGAUGGUGCUGCCCAAGGGCUUUACUCCUGAUUUGGUGGCAGACCUGCUGAAGGAGCUGUCUAAUCACAACGAGCGAGUGGAGGAGAGGAAGGGGGCGUUGAUCGAGCUGCUGAAGAUCGCCCGUGAAGACAGCCUGGCUGUGUGGGACGAGCACUUCAAAACAAUCCUAUUGCUGCUGUUGGAGACACUCGGGGACAAAGAUCACACUAUCCGAGCACUGGCUUUACGGGUUCUGAAGGAGAUCCUGAGGAACCAGCCAGCGCGCUUCAAGAACUAUGCAGAACUCACCAUCAUGAAAACACUAGAAGCCCACAAGGACUCUCAUAAAGAGGUGGUAAGGGCAGCUGAAGAGGCUGCCUCUACAUUGGCCAGCUCCAUUCACCCAGAGCAAUGCAUCAAGGUGCUGUGUCCCAUCGUACAGACCGCAGACUACCCCAUCAACCUGGCUGCUAUUAAGAUGCAGAGCAAAGUGGUUGAGCGCAUUGCCAAGGAGUCCCUGCAUCAGCUGCUGCCAGACAUCAUCCCUGGCCUCUUACAAGGCUAUGAUAACACAGAGAGUAGCGUUCGCAAGGCCAGCGUGUUCUGUCUGGUGGCCAUCUACUCAGUGAUUGGUGAGGAGUUGAAGCCACACUUGGCCCAGCUCACAGGUAGCAAGAUGAAGUUGCUAAAUCUGUAUAUUAAGAGGGCCCAGACCAUCAACAGCAACAGCAGCAGUUCUUCAGACGUGUCCUCUCACAGCUAGCUGGGUGGACUCUAAUCAGUGCCCUACAUGUGCAUUUGGGAACAUAGUUGUGCCUCCUCCAGACAUCUUUUUUUAUUGUUUCAUCACAAUCUUGCUGGAUUUUCCCAGAGAGAUGUGUUGCUCACUGCAAUCAGACUUUUCUUUUCAUCAAGUCCUGGAAACCUCUUAGUUAGUCUCUAUUGCAUCUUUCCAUCUGUGGAAUGUUGAAUGUAAAGGGGCUCGAAUCAAGGAAAAUGCAUGCAGAUCUUCCGUGAUAGGCAUUGCUUCCUUAAUUUUAGGCUUUCUUCAGCUUCUGAACAGGUGAUUCGUUAACUACAUUUAUUAAUAAUAACUUAUUGAUGUUUGCAAGUGGUGUUAAAGGUUUAGUUGAGUUAUUUGGAUAUUUUAAAUGGGCACAGUUGGGUUAACUUAUACCCCACUUGAAUCUCAGUGGAUCAUUUGGCUGGCCGAGUGAUAAAUGUAAAGAAAAGAGAAGUAAUUUGUAGGUUUGGCUACAAUGACAACCAAAAAAACAAAAGUAGGAUUAAAACACUCUUUUAUUAAUUUUUAUUUCAUGGGACUGCAAUACCACAUCCCUUUAUGUUGAAAGUGAAAGCAAUUGUGGUGGUUUUAUUAUAGAAUGGAUUGUGUGUUAAAAAUGUGGGCCUCACUACAGAACACAAGGACAAACUACUGAAUGUAGAGCUUUUCCUUUUAUCUUUGGGGGAGUGAAGGGUUUCGUAAGUAAACAUGCGAGACAGAACACACACAGUCAUUUAAAAAGUUCACGAACACUCGAAUGAAGUUGAAAACGUGACCUGGAGCAUCUUCAGUCAAGAAACAAUGAAUGAAACCGAUUUACACUUUGUUCUUGGAGCAAGAGGAUUGUGAUGGAAAUUUCAAAACUACUAUGCCUUGCGUUCCUUUUUCUGUUUAAAAAAAAACUCAAGACUGUUAAGAUAUACGUGUCCACAGGCAUUCUUACUACAUUGCUGAAGCAUGACACUGCAAAGUUCACCACGUGUCUACGGCACUAAUGAUAAACCCUCUCUGGCUCAAGAACUAGAUGUUAUGUUCUCUGAAAGGUCUGAACUCUUUCAUUUUCCUUGUUCAUCUGGAGAACAUCCAUCUGAUGUUGUGUUUUGUACAUACCUUUCAAUCAUUGCUUCUCACUCCCCCACAAAAUUAAGGUAAAGAUGUUGCACUCUUUGCACGUUAACAAAUAGCCUGCAUGUUUUGAUGACAUAACCAUCCCGUGCUGCCGUGACUGACCUAAGUUUGGCUGUUUGUGAAAACUUGCCAUGUCGGCAAUCUGGUCAGUCUGUAAAUACAGUAUUAUUAUUGUUAUUAUUAAUAUGUUGCCCAUGUGGGGAAGUAGACAAGUGCAAAAACUCAAAUGGGUCUCACAGAGUUGACCAAAAUGCCUGUCCUCAGACUGAACCAGACCACAUUAGAAAUUUAGGACAGACAUUUAAAAAGCACCCUACUUUUAGUAUUAUAUACUGAGGCUUGUGGCUUUUAUUGGUAUGCUAAGUGUGCGUACCCUUGUUUGAUUCAGAGUUUCUUUCUUAUGGUUUUUAACCGAUUCAGACCAUGAACUAUCAUUUUGGUUUAGACUGGGGUUAUUCAUAAUUAAUCCGUUUAUAAAAGGACAAAGCCAACUGUGAGGAUCAACAUUGCAAGUAUUAAGUCGCCCCUUGGGUUUCCUGAAACGUUGACCUCUAAUGUUAUUACAUCAAAUUGUUCACUACGCA
This is a messenger RNA of Rhinichthys klamathensis goyatoka, 6807 nucleotides long. RefSeq names its product cytoplasmic linker associated protein 1a (gene clasp1a). Lineage: Eukaryota; Metazoa; Chordata; Actinopteri; Cypriniformes; Leuciscidae. Gene Ontology annotation, biological process: mitotic spindle assembly. Gene Ontology annotation, molecular function: kinetochore binding; microtubule binding. The record is from RefSeq and is a predicted model, not a curated record. The coding region runs from base 488 to 5074 and encodes 1528 amino acids. The transcript has 41 exons. Gene Ontology annotation, cellular component: spindle microtubule; microtubule organizing center; cytoplasmic microtubule.